This is a messenger RNA of Aspergillus tanneri, 864 nucleotides long. Its product is annotated as putative pyroglutamyl peptidase type I. The transcript is spliced from 2 exons. The record is from RefSeq and is a predicted model, not a curated record. Lineage: Eukaryota; Fungi; Ascomycota; Eurotiomycetes; Eurotiales; Aspergillaceae. The coding region runs from base 1 to 864 and encodes 287 amino acids. Gene Ontology annotation, biological process: proteolysis.
AUGGGAGACUACGGACCAAGCGUGUCACUACCCCAGACACAAGUAUCAGAGAAACCUCAUCAGCCCUCCACACAGUUUGAUGAAAUCUCGGUUCUGGUAACAGGUUUCGGUCCUUUCAAAACCAACCUCGUCAAUGCCUCGUACUUGAUCGCUUCGUCCCUACCUUCGUCGUUUGAAUUCCCUUCGACAGACGCCUCGGGCCCCCUCUCUCGUCGGGUCUCCAUCCAUGUACAUCCUUCUCCGAUCCCUGUUGCUUACUCCACGGUGCGUGAGACUCUCCCGGUUAUACUCGAGGACUACGCCAAAAGCCAUGAAGGCCGACGACCGGACAUUGUCAUCCACAUAGGCAUAGCGGCGACGAGGAACUAUUAUUCAGUAGAAACGCAGGCACGUCGUGAUCAUUAUCAUAUGUCCGACAUCAAAGGUAAGACUGGUUACGAGGACGGGGAAAGGCUAUGGCGGGAGCUGGGGUUGCCUCCAGUACUGCGAGCCGGACGCGCAACCGAUGCGCCUAUGUCACCCAAGGGACCGACGAUACCUGUGUCAGCUACCCGGAAAGAUGUGACUCAAGCCCUACGACUUCCCGUGAACCCUUGUCCGCCUGAUGAGGAUCUACUUGAGGCGUGGGAAUCGUUCGUAUCUCCGGGAGUCGACGUUCGUAUUUCAGAUGACGCCGGACGCUAUCUUUGCGAGUUCAUUUACUAUACAAGUCUAGCACUUGCUUAUCGAGAAGGGCAAAAUCGAAAUGCCGUUUUCUUUCAUGUUCCUGGCGCAUGCGAUGACGGGGCCAUUGAAACCGGCAAGGAUGUAGCCAUAGCACUGAUUAAGAGCCUUGUGGCAUGUUGGAUCGAUCAAAAGGCGUAA